AACGCUUUGCCCAUCCCUGUUCAUCUCUGCACUCAAGAGAGAAGAGGGAGAGAGCUGCAAACUGUGGAGCAGGGAUGUUGAAUGGCAAUGGUUUAUCAGGAUUUGCUUCACUACUACUGCAGUUAUUAGUGAAGGCAUUCGGGAAGAGGAAGAGAACCUUGUCUUCAUGAUUUCUCACUCUCUCCUUUGUGUUCUUCAUAUGUCAUGCAUGGAGGAUGAUGUUGCUCUAUGGUAAAUAAGCGCGUGGUUGAACCUGAUUAGCUGGCUGUAUGAUAUUGCUUCAUGGGGCGAAAGCUUACAGAGGGUGUGUCAAAUUGCUAUGUAUUCAAAAGUAGAUUGCAGGAGUACGCACAAAAGGCAGGCAUCUCAACUCCUGUCUAUGAAACAGUGAAGGAGGGACCUUCUCAUGAGCCAGUAUUUAGAUCAACUGUUCUAGUGAAUGGUGUGAGAUAUGAUUCUUUACCAGGUUUUUUUAAUCGUAAAGCAGCAGAACAGUCAGCAGCAGAAGUUGCUCUACUAGAAUUAAUGAAGUCCGGCAAUGUGGCACAGUGCAUUCCCAAUCCUGUGCAUGAAACAGGUUUAUGUAAAAACCUGCUCCAGGAGUAUGCUCAGAAAAGGAGCUAUCCUAUUCCUUCUUACAUAUGUAAGAGGGAGGGUACACCAAAUCAAUCUUCUUUCACUUGUACUGUUGAGAUUGGAGGUAUUCAAUAUAUUGGUGGUGCUGCAAGAACAAAGAAAGAGGCAGAAAUCAAGGCAGCCAGGACAGCGCUACUUGCAAUUCAAUCAACUAAUUCUGAGCCAGUGGCAAAUGCCAGUCUAGCUGGACAGCUGUUCACUGUUUUUCCAGGGAAAAGGAAGACGAGGGAAGUAGAGAAGUCCAUUGAAACAGCAAAGGCUGUCAAACCCAAAAAAGGGAAAUUCAAGAAAAAAUCAACGAAGAGGAGGUUUUCUCGUUCAAAAGGGAAAGGAAAUGAAGACCAUGCUCAGAACGGGCAAGAUGACAAUGGCAACGUGCCUGUAGCUCAUGAUGUUGAUCUUGCUACACCAGUUUCAGUAAAUACGAAUUUUCAACCUCCGGUGAUGCCAAACACUGUAGGCAGCCAACUAGUGGAGCUGCUCAGAGUUGCCAUGCAGAGCACACAAGGUAUACAUACUCCUUUGAUGCUGGACAUCUCGAGUGCACCAGCAGAGCAGAUUGGUUCCAUGAGUCAAUGUCAAGGCCCCAUCCAACAAAUGGCGACGCUUCCAGGGCUGAGCAGCCCUGUUGAGGCAGUGAAGUUAGAAGGUGUAGGUCAAGGGUUGCAAUCUGAACAGCAAGCAACAACGAAUGGCUCUGACAGCAGAACUGGAGAUGCUGGGCGUCAAACUGGUUUGCCUGUCCAAGAAAUUCAGUUCAAUCAGAGCAAUCGACAGAUACAAUCAGGACCUGCAGCAGAACCUGGGCAUGGAGUUGUUCUUUGAUGAAGCGCGUAAAGGAUUUUGCUUGAUAGUGUAGAUUUUUAGCAGUAUGAGUUAAAUCCUCUGUUUUGUUGUUUCAUCUGUAAUGCUAGCAAUUUAGCUUCAUCCUGUAUCUUGCCCCUAAUACGGCUCCAGGGUUUUGGAUUACGUUGUGUGAGGCCUAGAGUAUCAAGGGGGUGAACUGGUGUAUACAGGGACUGAAAGUAAAGAUAUGGUUCUCACACAACAUUUAUCUUUUUA
Molecule: messenger RNA, 1698 nt
Organism: Nymphaea colorata (pocket water lily)
Lineage: Eukaryota; Viridiplantae; Streptophyta; Magnoliopsida; Nymphaeales; Nymphaeaceae
Product: double-stranded RNA-binding protein 8-like
Exons: 5
Coding region: 283-1461 (392 amino acids)
Biological process (GO): rRNA processing; regulation of gene expression
Cellular component (GO): nucleus
Molecular function (GO): ribonuclease III activity; double-stranded RNA binding
Source: RefSeq, a predicted model, not a curated record